Schizosaccharomyces octosporus yFS286 is the source of this 1030-nucleotide messenger RNA. Its product is annotated as vacuolar H-ATPase assembly protein Vma21. The transcript has 3 exons. Bases 1 to 258 code for a protein of 85 amino acids. Gene Ontology annotation, cellular component: endoplasmic reticulum membrane. The record is from RefSeq and is a predicted model, not a curated record. Lineage: Eukaryota; Fungi; Ascomycota; Schizosaccharomycetes; Schizosaccharomycetales; Schizosaccharomycetaceae. Gene Ontology annotation, biological process: vacuolar proton-transporting V-type ATPase complex assembly.
AUGCCUGCAAAAAUAGUAGAAGAUAAUUCUAUUCAAACUCAUAUAUUAAUAAAGUUCGUCGGAUUUAGCAUUGCUUUAUUCACAUUGCCUUUGCUAACUUACUAUUGGACUCUAAAGAACUGGUUUUCUGGCAACGGCACUAUUUACGCAGGAAUAGCAGCAGCUGUUGCAGCGAACAUCGUUUUGACUCUCUAUGUCAUUGUCGCAUUUCUGGAGAAAGACGAUAACUCACCAGAACUCGAGAAAAAGCAGCAAUGAAUGGAUUACAUACUUGGAUUGCUGCUAGCAGUGGCUCCUGAAAUCAACAAGAAGAGUAUGCUACAUAAAGAGAACAAAGGAAAGAAAACCUCCCCUCAUUAUUUAUUUUUGUCUUUUGCUAUGAGAAGAAUGGCAUACUGACGGCAGAACCUUUUGACGAAGGUCAAUAUAAAGAAGAGUAGCUAAUACUCGUGGAAGACUAUUUAGUGUUUUUUUCAUAGUUUUUUCGUCCAGUUGAAUUCUCUACGAAAAGGUUUCUUCAUUAAUUCAGGUAUUUCUAGCUUGACCAUCCGAAGGAACUCCAUGAAAUAUAACUGAAGUCUUAAAAAAUGAGAUUUUCUACAAAAAACGUGAAUGUUUUCAUUUUCUAAAGUCAUUGUUUACUCGCCUUGAAUGAAGUUUCUACCAAACGAGAAGAGUAAAAGUACACUUUUCAGAUUGACAAGAUUAAUAAAGUCAUGGACUGUAGAUUUUCUUUCUUUUUUAAUUAUACAAAAAGAAAUUGACAUAAAACGUUUAACAGAAUACUUAAUGUCUUCUUGAAUCUAAUUAGUUUGGAAAGCUAAAAUUUGGCCGUAUUUUAUUUCUUUAUAUUUUAUUACAUAUAUUUAUGGAUAUAUAGCUUUUUUAUAUUUCUUUCAUCGAAGCGAAUGAGUAUAGUUUGUAUUCUGGAUUUCGACAUUAUACUACAUCCUUGCCUUCAUCACAUCAAGACUGACUCAAACCCCAUAUUGAAGCAUUGGUAAAUUUGGUACGAUUUGCUACUUCCAAA